Molecule: messenger RNA, 9529 nt
Organism: Paramuricea clavata
Lineage: Eukaryota; Metazoa; Cnidaria; Anthozoa; Malacalcyonacea; Plexauridae
Source: the annotation of a GenBank genome assembly
AUGGAUAAAAUUAAGUUAUCUGAAGAAUUUGUUGAGUUUCAACUACUCCGUGAGGAUGACAUACCAAAACAGAUAUUGGAAAAAGGCACAGUUAAAGUUGACACUAUUGACGAGACGGGCUACCACAGAAUGGAUGUUAUUUGGCAUUAUAUUUCAUCGAUUUGAAUCGAUUAAGGCUCCUGAUGACCUGAUCACACCACUCACUUUCCUAGUUUCCUAGGCUUUCCGGCCAAGAUAGGAAUGCUAGUGCUCAUAAUUCCACAUUCCAAUGCCCAAGAAGAGCGCAUUUUCUCCAUGGUCCAAAAGAAUCAAACUGCGUUCUGGCCCAGCCUUGACCCCAAGGGUACAUUAUCAAGUACUUUGACUGUCAAACUUGCAAAUGAUGUGCCAGUAAUAAUAAUCAUAGGAAAAACCAAGAAGUUGGGCUUCUGUAUAGUCUCUAUUCUGUGGUGAAGGUUCAAAAGAGUUUAUCUUAAACUUUGGUUACAUAUUGUAUGACAUCCUCUAUCCAUCAGGUUAAACAAGAUCAACCUUUAAUGCCUAUUACGUACCUACUUGCACGAUCGAAUAUCUGGAUUUAAUAAUGGUCAUGCCCUGUAAGAUAAUCUGUAGCAAGAUGUCGACUUCACACGGCGUGCGUCUUCUUGUUGUUCUUUUAAGAAAACUCAUACUUCAUUUAAUGAUGAUUGACAUAUAAGUUUAAUUGUCCCCUUUGCAAGAACAGCAUUUUAUCAGGAGAUGAACCAAAGUGAAAAAAGAUCAUAUUUUUAGCUCUUUUAAACACGGACCAGUACUGUACUAUCUAAGACGCUAUAACAAGUUGAUACAAAGUUAUCACCCAACGAAGUUUUCAUGAGAAAGAUUUACCAAGGAUUGCGAAAGAAUUGAAACGAAACUUUUAAAAAAGUCAAUUAGCCUUUCUCACGGCCGUUUUUUUUCGCCAUUUUGGGGGUACUGCCUCUCCCACCUUUGAGAGUCUCCGCCACGAAAUGCGACUUUUUAGUAUGUCUAGAAACUUUUGAAUUGUCUAGAAUCUUUCACGAGGGCAGACAGUACCCCAAAAAUGGCGGAUUUUGGCUUUCGUGAGAAAGGCUAAUUGCCUUGAAGAUAAGUUAUGUUGGACUAAUAGAUUGUGGAUUAUGCAUCAACCUCACAAGCCAGGGUCUUUACUUCCGCACGGCGCUAUAGCAAAGAUAGCUGUAGAUUGCUGUAGCGCCGUGCGGAAGUAAAGACCCUGGCUUGCGGGGUUGGGUCUCUUUUUACACAAUUUAAAUUGUGUAUCUAACAUUUGUAUCUAUAUUUCAUGUUAAUAUACGGGACCGCAGUAAUUGGGGUAACUGUUGCGAUAUCCCUAGCUAGUACUUUUAUUGUAAUUGUAUUAUAAAUCUUAACAUCAUAAAUCUUAACUACACUGUAGCUGCUCACAACUGAGUGAUUGACGCUAUAAUUUAACAGAGGCGGAUCUACCGGUGAGGUGCAGGAGGGGGGGGGGGCGCACCUCUCCUUUAUUUGUCGAGCACCCCUUAAAGAAAACUCUAGUAUUGCAUAUAUUAAGUUUAGAUUUCCCGCUUUUUGAGUUGUACUUUUCCUAAUUUUUGCCUGAAAUACAAGUACCGUGAGGAAAAAUUUAACAAACAAAUGUAGUGCUCUGAAUGCAGAAACGGGCAUUUCAGGGCUUCAAGUUUCAAGCAUUUUCCGGGGGGGGGGGGAUCCUCGUAGUAAUGCACCGCCCUCUCUGGAAAACCUCCACCUCCUCUAACAAAUGAGAUCCGCCCCUGUCACUUAAAAGAUUGCUGACAGAAUGAAAGAAAUUAUUUAAUAUGUUUUUAGAAAUGGUUUAAUUUAAACAAAACGAAAGCGGAGUUAGGUUUAGUAAUAUUAAUGAUGUUAAUGGUGAUGGUCGUAACCAUUUAAACCAUAAAACUGUAUUAAAUAGAGAAUAAUACAUGGGUGCGCGGAAAUACCAGAUUUAUUUCGAGUGUUGAACAUGAUCGAUAUCAUGUUCAACACGAGAAAUGAAUCUGGUAUUUCCAAGCACCCAUGUAUUUUUCUGUUUAUUAUAUAAAGGACAGUCUUUGAAAAGCGAUAAUUGUUACAGAAAAGCGAUAAUUGAAAAGCGAUAAUUUUCACAUGUGAGAUUAUCAUGAAUAAUCUCACAUGUGAGAUUAUCACUUUUAUCAGUGCUCGAAAUCUCUAUAAAGGCUAAAGCACUAUACUUUAUAUAAUAAUAAGUAAUUUUAUGCAGACGUCAUUUUUCACAGGUUUCCCAGCCGUGGCGUGGUUUGCUAAAGGAGAAUAUUGAGAAAUAUUUACAACGAUUAGAAAAUGGAUUGAAAGAAACUGAUCCCAAUAAUUAUUCCGUGUAUACAGGAUCAUCUGGUAGGUUUGUGUUAGUGUUUAUGAAAAAUUUGACUUGGACUGGAUAACUCCAUCAGAACCAAACUGUAGAUGCACAGUAUAAGGGCCAUCCUAAUUCAUUUGGUGUUACUCGUAGAUAAAAUCUACUAACAGUAGAGCACCCUUUUCACAUGCAAUAUGCAGUUCAUGCGGUGUCACAACGGAUUCCGCCCCCCCCCUCCCAAAUUGUGUUCUCCCGGAUAGUAUCCGCUGGAGGAUUGUGUCCCCCUCGCGUAUUCUGUCCCCCUCACAAACUAUGCGAUUACGUUCAUAGAAUGAGACAUUUUAGGAAAGUGGUGUGGACAACGCUUUUUUAAGUUUUUCGUAGUAUUGUUUUUUUUUAACUUGGAAACUUGGAAUGCUUGUAAUUAAAAUCAAUUCUGUUUAGAACAGAGGCAUUUUAAUUUAUUCAAUCCUUUUUAUUAUUGUAUUAAUCCUACUGUUAUUGAAAACAAAGUCAAAUGAAUGCCUUGGAAAUUUAAUUAGGCGUUAUAGAAUCUACACAAUUCAUAAUGAGACUAAAAAUAUCAGUUGCGUAUAUUCAUAUGGUCAAUCAUUAGACACAAUGUAUUUGGAAAGGUCCGUUCACUUGCAUGCAUGGGCGAUUUGUUGUUUCCGAUUUUCUAUUCCUCGUCUAUGUGAUUGAGUGUAUUCAUUCACAAAUAUAUAAGGGAAGGUCUGAUACUUAUAUAUAUAGCUACCUGAUGUCUUAAGAAAAAAUAUGGGAUUUAGUAAAUACUAUUUUCCUCUCAACUGGCUGUAUUCGUCAGUUAACAAUAGACCAGAGACAAUAGACAUAGUCGACUUGAUGUAUCGGCUUCAAAAAUAUACCAACGUGAUUUCCCGACUUCUGAUCCACUACUGGUCAGUGAGCUUCUAUGUGUGAAUAUUUCUAUAAAUAUAAAACAAAAAGGGGGAAAGAAAAUUCUUGAAAGCCCAGGACCAAAACUAAUACUACAAGACGUCACUUUUAUGUUUUCUCUAUCAUGCAGGUAUAGCUCUACUCUACUACCAUCUGUCAUCAACGACAUUCUGUCAGAAUACAAGUGAACAACAGCAACUGUUGUCCAAAGCAUUAGACGUUUUGGAAAGUAAUUUGGACAAGGUGAAAGGAAAGCGCCUGACCUUUCUUUGUGGCGAUGCAGGUACUCCCAUCAACCUCGUUCCCAGGCUCUUCCCUCUCAACAAGAGGGAAGAGCCUGGGAACGAGGUUGGUACUCCCAUUUAACAAAAACGCAAAGAAAAUGCGGUAUAUAGAUACAAAGAGGUAGUUCCACGAGACCGGGACGAAAAUCGAAAUUUUCAGUAUGUUCACAUGAGACUGGUACGAAAAUCACAAAUUUUUCAGUUUAUUCCCCUUGCCCGCCACUUUUUUUAAAGUGCUUUUGUGAACAUGCAUUGUUUCGGAGCCAAGAGGACAGCAAAUAGACCGGUUUGAAAUGCGUUGCAUGUGUUUGCAUUCAUCCCGCUCCGAAUUCCUCCCGGUCCAACGAGCGGGUUGGGCAGACAUGCAGGUCUGAGCAAUUUUCCGUCCCUGGGGGUGGCCUCACGUAAACAUCUAUUAUAAAUAAUACUAUGAUCCAAUCGCAGCCUGGCCUCAACGCAAAUGGGCCAACAACGUACUACAAUAGACCUUUUUUAUAAUGACGUCAAACGCGGAAAAACCAAAUGCGAUGUCCCAUGCAAGCAAGGGACAAUUUUUAGCGACAAAUCGCAAUGCAAAUUGUGAAAUGUAAAAUUUUUAAGAAAUGUAUUCCGCGUUUGACGUCAUUAUAAGAAAGGUCUAUUAAUUAAGCUCCCUUUGUGUGCAUGGGUUUGAAUAGACCUUACCGAUUAUUCUCUUUUACCCAAUUGCCUCGUUUCCAUGUUAACUUAUUUUAGCAUGUCAGAGGCAGAUAAAGAUUAUAUUCCCAUGUUUUCCUGGACGAAUUUGUUUCUUGCUGUUCUUAGGCUCAAUAAAAAAGUAAUUUUCAACUCUACUAAGUACAAAACAUGAGUAAGUAUUUGACACGAAAACGAGGCCAUUGGGUGAAAAGUGAAUAAACGGUAAGGUCUAUUACCUGAAAAGAUUGUAAAUACUUCAAGGAUUCUAGCAAAAUACCAUUUGCCAGAAGGUUAGCUUGCUUUUUACUCGAACUGUGGGUUUUUUAAUUUUCAAAUAGUUCAGUUACCAAUAUAAAAACUGGUAAAUCCAGGACAAUUGUUAAUAUGGAAAACUAAAGUACUGACUGCGUGUAUAACUGCUUGUAUGUAGUGUAUGUUUCACAAUUAACUCUCAUCAAACAUUAAGCUGAGUUGUAGCAAUAUUUUGUUCAGGUGUAUACGCUCUAUCAGCUGUAUUGUACUCAAAACAUGGAGAUAUGAAGAAAUGUGAAAAAUGUGUUGAAAAACUUUGUGCAAUGUGUGAAAGCGUCGUAUCAGAUCCGUCACUACCAGAUGAGAUAUUGUACGGAAGAGCUGGUUUCUUGUACUCUCUCUUGUUUAUUCAAACUCACUUGGGAAAAGAAAAGGUUUCUGAUGCCAUUAUCGAACAGGUGAGUAUAGUGAAUGAAUUCACAUUGAUUCACAUUAGCCAUUAAUAAUUCCUGACUAAUUCUGUAUUCUAAAAACUCACUCACACUCAAAGAGUCGAGGUUUAAUCUGAGCUUCCCGCCUUCCUUUGAGUGUCAUUGUUGUCUUUGAAUAGCUGGAGGGUGAGUAGUUCCAUAGUAAGGUACGACACUAACCCUCCAGCUGUUCAAAAACAGCACUGACACUCAAGGGAAACUCUGAUUGAACCUCCACUCUUUUAGUGUGAGUGAGCUUUUAGAAUACAAGCGUAAUAAGACAAAGAUAUGGCGGCCAUGUUGGAGGAAAACACGUUCCUCCAACAUGACAACCAUGACGUCAAGUGAAUGCAAACCAUGAAUAGAAAGGCAAAUUAAUUAGGUCUAUAUUAAUAUAGACCUAAUUCUCAGGUACAUUAAUGCGCGGUCAACUAAGCGCGACGAGGGGCUCUGGCCAAAUCCAUAUCAAACUGGCAUCUGAUUGGCUACAACGAAGGUUAUUGUUCUAAUACCGGAUAUAUUCUAUUACCAUGUUUUUAUGGUAUCCGGUUAUGGAUUUGGCCAGAGCCCCUCGUUGCACCGCGCGUAAGAAGGGCUCUGGGUACGAGAAUGAGGUUUAGAGAUACAACAAAGCUUUUUUAAACCUCGUUCCCAGGCUCUUCCCUCUUUAGGAGGAAAGACCUUGGUAAUAGCUGGUCACGUGGCUCCCAGAAAAUUGAUUGCCUAAGGGUGUGUGGAAAAAGUAUCAUAUUACAUGCUUCCACUUCCGCACUUUACACUUCGAUCUUCGAGUGAGUGUUCUGCGGUUCUGUACAGUCAACUUUGAGAAUCACAUACACGUCAAAAUACUUGCUAAGUUUGAUUUCUGUUUGCUCUUAAAUUAUAAAAAUAUGCUAAACAGAUUUUUAUAGCAACAAGUCAGGAAAUCAAGCAAUAUAAACGUAUGAUCAUAUGCUCUAUUGUAUGCUCUAUUGUUCUUAUGUUCUCUCGGGGUUUGCCGCUUGGGCGCACUUAAAGGCACUUUCAUUUCACACGUUCUACUCUGCCUUUGGUUCACAUAUUUACAAUCUUAUAAUAUGUCACUAAAUUGUUGUUAUCUGGAAACGGUAUAUAGUAAACUUUGCAUUUAUUUACUUGUUAAUUUCAACAGGUCUCAAGAGCGACUGCAUGUUUAUAGGUCGUGGCGCCUUUGAGAUAUUUCGGCAAAGGUUACACAUUUGACACUAGCCAAAUACUCAAAUGACAUUGAAUGUCCAUUUUAUUCAUUCUAAAACUGUUUAUAGACUGUUUAUAUGCUACUGAUUUUAUUAAAAAAUAUUGAUAGUUUAUAUUAAACACCAACCUGGGAACGAGGUUGAGCUUUUUUGACUUGAUCGUGAACAUUAAUUGAAAACAUAAAUAAGAUUGGUUUUUCUUUACGAAUUUCGUCGCCAUUAGUUAAUCAUGUUAUCCAGUUCCCUUUCUUUUUCUGUUGUUGUUGACUCGGGACAUGUUUCAUAUACUUUAUAACUAUACAGGUUGUUACAGCCAUAUUAAAAUCUGGACUUUCUCUCUCGCGGAAAGAGCGUAGUCGAAGUGCAUUAAUGUAUGUUUGGCAUGAUAAACAUUAUGUUGGAGCAGCUCAUGGUAUUGUUGGAAUAUUGUAUAUGUUACUACAAGUGAGUAAUUUCUUUUUAUAAGUAUCUAAUUUUGUUAUUAGAUUUGUGUUGUUGUAUAGUAUUACCAUAGUUCAUGGGGCCGCUGUAAUUGGUGAAAACUGUUGCGUGCACCCUGCCAAUGGAGCACAUAUUAUAUGUUGUUGUAAAUCACUACUGUUAAAGGUUGCAUGUUACUUGGCAAAGUUAAAUAAGUAAAUAAUCUGCGUAAAUAUAUGUGGCUUUGUAGAUUUGCUAUGUAAACUAUCCUUCUUGACGAAGGGCCUUCGCUCGAAACGUCGAGUUUCUGCUUAUUUUUUAAGGUAGUAAUAUAACCACUCAGCACAGCAUUUUCACAUUGGUACUACCUACACUGGUACAGACAGUUUUAGUAUAUAUUGUCAUUCAAAAAACUUAAACCCUCAACAUUGAGCGCGCAAGGUAUGAUGGAUAUUGCUUAUUUGAAGCCUAACACUGGACAUUAAAAGUGUUCAGUAUAUAUGUCCUAACAUUAUUGCAAAGUAAAUACCUUGCGCACUCAAUGUUUAAGAUUUAAGAAUUUCGAAUAAGUAUAUCAGUACAAUACUGUAAUUAAUUUUAGAUAUAAGUUUUUAAUGGUAACUCAACAUUGAACCUUUAGAAAUUAAAUUUGUUUGCAGGUUUACCCAAGUAGUCCUGUGGUAACUCAACAUAUAACCGAGAUUCAGAACACUAUCGACUAUCUUCUCACCAAACAGUUCUCAUCAGGAAAUUUCCCAUCAUCCUUAGAGAAUGAAUCUGACAGGCUGAUUCACUGGUGCCAUGGCGCUCCAGGAGCUGUAUUUUUGAUGCUAAAAGCUUAUCAGGUUAUCAUAGUUAGCAUUCCAUGUAGUCUCACUCAGUUCUAUAGUUAAUGCCGUAUAUUUGCUUACUGUAUAGUUAUUCCGUAGAUUAUACUUUUACGUUGUCUAAGGUCAAGUAUAAAGUUUGCAGGACUUUGGAUUUACAGUAUGUAUAUACACCUGAUUUUACUACAUACUCUAUCACCAAUGAAAGAGCACGCCAACAUGUCAUUUAGAAUCCUCUAACCAUGCAGCAUGGACGGUCAUGGCGAAUAAAACACAGACCAUUUCCCCUGUGAUGGGUUUGGAUUUAUAUACCCUGGGAAACGUUUUUUAAGUUCCAAACUACGACUCAACUUACUUUGCAAUUUGUAUCUAACUUUUAUAAUGGUACAUUUAGGUUAGUUUUACAAAGAUAUUUGAUUUGUGAAGCUUGCAGAGUAUACUAUAUGGCAUCCGAGAACUGUUCCUUGAUUGGAAAACAUAAAUUGAAUUGAAUCCGGUAUCAGGGACAAAUGAAUAAUAAAUCAUUUACGAGACAUUAACCAAAUCUAUACCUAAUCUGUAUAGGUGUUUGAAGAGAGGAGAUAUCUGGAUGUUGCUAUAUCAUGUGGUAAUGUUGUUUGGAAACGAGGCUUAUUAAGAAAGGGUUAUGGUAUAUGUCAUGGUGUUUCUGGCAAUGCUUAUACUUUCUUAGCUUUAUAUAAACAAACUGGCGAUCAAGUUGAUCUGCAUCGAGCAUUUAAGGUAAAUGAAUCUUUGAUAAAGAAUUUCUAAUGGUCUAGAUCAGUUUCACAAUGUUUUGUUAAAUAUAAAGCUUCUUUCUUUUCUUUUUUUAUUUACAAAUAAUCCUCCACCAAUCACAUUUAAGAUCAGUUUCUGGACUGCUUAUUACAAUAUGAAUCACUAACUUGAAGUUCGGUGUUCUACAACAAAUUUUACUGGUUCACUAACUCCUUCGUUCAUGCACUAAUCAUGUCGUGUCUCCUAAUUGUUUUGGGGUAUUUCCAAUUAAUAAGACACUUCUGUCGACUUGAUGAUUGUCAGGAGAGUGGCCUAUGUAUAUAUGGGAAUUAACGUUACCCCUGAGUUAUUAACCCAUCCAUUAUUCUGUCUAGUAUUAUUUAAUUUAAUUUGUUCUGUUCUGUUCUAUUUCAUAGUCCAUGGUUGUUUGGAGAAUAAUUGUUAAAAUAUUAAACAACUUUUUAAUUGCAUUUAAUUGUGAUUCAAUAUUUGUAUAGUUUGCUGAGUGGACAUUUUCUUAUGGUGAACAUAACUGUCGAACACCAGAUACUCCCUAUUCAUUAUUUGAAGGUAAAGUUUUAUAGAUUCUUUAAAAUAUAAUGAUCAAUCGUCAUUGUGCCAUUUUUGAUGAUGUAAAUUAAAUAAUUUAUUAACUUUUUCAUAGGGCUUGCUGGGACCAUUUAUUUUUGGUCGGAUCUUUUUGAGCCUCAGAAAUCUCGCUUUCCAGCUUUUGAAAUGUAAUGAUUUCAUUGUGGGCUGAUGACCAAACAUAAUCAUUAGAAAACGUACAGUGGGUCCCAGCCUUUAUUCCAUCUCUACCCUCCCCCUGUUACCUUUCCACAAUACUAUAUUGUAGAAGUAUAAACCAUGCUAUACUUAAUAGGCCUAUAUGAGAACACAUUUGUAUAUUAAUGUGAACUAUAUAUAAUUUCAGCAAAGCUGCAUUUCGUUUGUCAGAAAUUGUAGUUUUGCCUGCACAGAUUAUAUUUGUGGCUUAAUUAAAGACAAAUCAAUUUAUAUACACAAUAUUAUCUUGGAACGUACAUAAAUCUCAAAAAUAUUUUGCCGUGUUUUCGCUCAUAAUUAUUUUACAGUUUAUUGGAAUAAUUUAUUGCUAUUUUUCGCGCUUUAAUUUUCGGUGAUCCCCAGCAUCGGAUUCUUAAUAAAUUCAACAUAACAAUAUUCAGAGAUAAAACACGGUGCUGCGUCAAUUUCAAAUAGAAGAAUCGUGUUGUUAAAAUCUGGAUUUCCAUUCAGUGAAUUGGCAGGAACAUAUAACGUUUGUUGCGGUCCCCUUGCUGGCCAGUAUCGUCCAACGUUAAAUCUGUUUACAAAUGCUUGACCCUUAAAAUAAAAGAAAAAGAAACUUAUUUAACUUAAAUAAAAG